This is a messenger RNA of Chara braunii, 2421 nucleotides long. The record is from the annotation of a GenBank genome assembly. NCBI's taxonomy places the organism in Eukaryota, Viridiplantae, Streptophyta, Charophyceae, Charales, Characeae.
CGAAGGGGAACAACGACUAGCCGAUGAGCAGAAAAAAAAGCCCGCGGGUUAUUUAUCGGGUUCGCGGGGGUGGCAUAGGAGGGCAAAGAAUUGCUCGUUGGCACCAGGGGUCUAUAGCGGGGCCUCCCCAGCUGACACCGGAUUAGUAGGUUCUACUCAGUCCACAUGUCAAAUGGCGGGCUCACAGUUCAGUCCGUUGACCCCACGCGGCAGAGAGCUAUUAGAGCUCCAACAAGUCGAAAGGAUCCGCGCUCGGUUAGAGAGGGAACUGAAGCAAGCUACCGAUAGAGAAAAAGAGAUCAAAAGUAGAACAGCCAGGCUUAAUACAUUAGAGGCAGACAAAGCUGCAUUAGAGGGUUUGGACAAGUCAGCCAUGUCUGACCAAAUGAAAGUGUUGAAGGCCAGCGUAAUGUCGCUGCAUGCGCACGUGGAUAGUAGGCUGGAUUUCAUGCAGAACUCCUUUGACCAAAUCUUGGACCUUUUGCAAAGGCCAGGAUUACGGCCAGCAGCACAGUCGUCGUUGCCGUUAACGGCGAUGUCAGGCCCCUUUCCGGUACAAGCUGGCACACAACCAAGUGGUACGUCUGCAACAGUUGCACAUACUGUUGCUUCUUCUUCUUCUGGUCCAGCGGUGAUAGCUACACAAUCACCGCAACAAACUGUUCCACCACAGGGACAACAACAAGGUCCAUGGUACCCAAAGACCCCAAUGAAACCACCCCUUGCCUUCUCCGAUGAGAAGAAGGACGAGGAACUCAACACUUGGUUGAGAACAAUUUCAAUGUGGGUAAGGGCAAAGAGGACGUUGCAGGAGGAGGAGGUGAUUACUGUUGCAUCUUACCUUGAGGGUAAGGCAGCCAAAUGGUUGGAUGGGAUAGUAGCGAAGGCCGGGUUCAGACGAUGCAUGGCAGACUGGGGUAAGACCCUUACUUUAGAAGAGUUCUUAGAUAUGGUAGAAGCUCGCUGGCAUAAUCCGCAGCAGACACAAAUUGCCACUGAUGCGAUGCUCAGACUAGACCAACGAAGGUACAGGUCUGUCAGAGAGUUGACGUCUACCGUAGAGAACCUCAUCGUCGUUCCCAGUUUACGCUAUGAUGACCAGGUCUUGUUGACCAUGUUUCUGAGAUGUCUGCCUGAGAAUCUCAGGACCUUACUAGCCAGCGAGGCACGCCUCGAGAAGAAGAGUCCACAGGAGUGGAAAAAGAAGGGUAGUAGAUUGAUGAUGGUUGAGUCCGAUGGGACUCAAACUGAAAUCGACGAACUUACCGACCUGAUGGACAGUCCAGAGUACGACAGCGAGGAAGUGGCUGAGGGUAGCACCCUCGCCGCAGUAGUAAAGACUAAGGCAGGUGGCCGAGUGCUGGCUCAACAGGAUGGGAAGAAGUUGAGACCGAUUGAGUACAUGAGCAAGAAAAUGCCAUCAAAGAAACUGGCAAAGUCCACCUACGAAAGGGAACUCUAUGCCCUCUACAAGGCACUUGUCCAUUGGAGACACUUUCUGUUGGGACGGUUUUUCUAUUUGAGAACUGGCCAUCAGACCCUUAAUUGGAUCAAGACUCAACCUACUCUUUCUGAUGCACUCAAGCGCUGGAUUGAAGUCAUAGAUCAGUAUGACUUCAAGCUAGAGUAUCGGAAGGGAAAGUACAACAAGAUUGCAGAUGCGCUGUCACGUAGGGCAGACUACCUAGGGGCGCUAGUUUCUGAAUUUGGCGUCUGUCAGCGGGACAAGCCGCGAACUCAAGCACCGCUUGGGUUGCUGAAGCCCUUACCUAUCCCUGCUAGUCCGGGACAGAGUGUUUUCAUGGAUUUCAUGGAUACCUUGGUAACCAGCAGGAGUGGCAAGUGGCACAUCUUUGUCAUCAUAGACCGAUUCACCAAGUAUGUUAGACUGAUCGCCAUGCCAGAGACUGCCAGGAAUGAGCACGUCAUCAAGUUGUUUGUGGACAACUGGGUGCGUGAUUUUGGACUGCCAAAGUCAAUCAUUAGUGACAGGGAUGUCCGAUUCACAAGUGAGUUGUGGAAGAAGACUGCUGAGCAAAUGGGCAGUCAACUUCAGAUGACUUCUGGGAAUCAUCCCGAAGCCAAUGGACAGGCCGAACAGAUGAACAGAGUUGUGCAACAUCUGCUGAGGCACUACAUUAAGCCCAACCAGGAUGACUGGGAUGAGAAAUUGCCUCUCAUAGCCAGCCUGUACAACAACGUUGUGCACAGCACAACCGACUUUAGUCCUAACCAACUGCACUUGGGAUGAAAGCCUAGAUCUGCUCUAGACUUCCUCCUACCUGAAAACCGACCCUCUGCAACUCCAGGCACACUUGAGUAUGGUGUGCAGUAUGAGAAGUUGCUACAACAAGCUGUCGAGCACAUCAAGAAAUCUCAAGAAGCAAUGAUUGCUUCUGAGAACAAAUAUCGUCGACAAUC